AGUGUCGACAAAAAGUAAUUCAUGUUAGUGAAGUGGUGUUAUUUCAUUCUUCUCAUUGUUCUCAUUUGUGAAGAAAAUGGACGUGUAUCUUCGUGGAAGGGAGCGGAAAAGGAGGAAAUCGAUUCUUAAAAAUGCCAAAAAGUAUGCUAAAAAAGGAAAAUGUGGCACGGGAAGCUACCUGAACGAAGACAUAUAUCAGUAUUAUGUCCGUGUGUUGGAACUGCUCCACACAAAUAACUUCGAAACAGAAGAGGAGAAAGCAUUCAAGAAGACUCAGAUCUCUUUGCUUGCCAACAUCUCGCACUAUCCCAGAGACAAACAACAAAGGACUGUAAUUAUCACACACUACAAAAAACAUCAUAUGGUGGCAUCCACAUAAUGUCAUCAUCUGGUGGUGGCAGUGGGAUAGGUGCAAAUAAAAUUGAGAAUCAGUUGACUGGUUGUGAACCUGAAAGGCCAGAAGGACUUGAAGAAGCUGAGGCAUAUUCAAGCCUACUCUGAGGAGUCCACACUCUGGAGGUACCCCUGGCACCGGGUACCUGGGAGGAACAACGGCUGAGUUCAGUGGGAUGAAGCUUCCAUAAGCGGCCUUUGCUGAACCCAAGGGACAGCUGAGGUGACCAGCUGGAAGCAGCAGACAUGAGAGGAGAAUGGGGACACCCCGAGUGAUCAUCAUCUUCAACG
This is a messenger RNA of Cryptotermes secundus, 684 nucleotides long. RefSeq lists its product as uncharacterized. The record is from RefSeq and is a predicted model, not a curated record. The transcript has 2 exons. NCBI's taxonomy places the organism in Eukaryota, Metazoa, Arthropoda, Insecta, Blattodea, Kalotermitidae. Bases 77 to 379 code for a protein of 100 amino acids.